Molecule: messenger RNA, 2922 nt
Organism: Podarcis muralis (Common wall lizard)
Lineage: Eukaryota; Metazoa; Chordata; Lepidosauria; Squamata; Lacertidae
Product: S-adenosylmethionine synthase
Biological process (GO): S-adenosylmethionine biosynthetic process
Molecular function (GO): methionine adenosyltransferase activity; ATP binding
Source: RefSeq, a predicted model, not a curated record
GCGGAGGGAGCCAACAUGGCCGCCCGCUGCAGGCCUCGCCUGGUCCUGGGAGCCCGCGCGGGGGACACGCCAAGCAGCGCCGCCCUGAGGAGAUGCGGGGCAGAGGGGCUUCGUCUGAGGGAGGAGGAGCCAGAGGGCGGCGCCCCCUCCCCUGGGCAGAGGAGCAGGAGGCGGGGCUUCGCCGGAGGAGGCGGGGCCAGGCGCUAUAAAGACCCGCGCCGGAGGGCCGGCUCCUCCAUUCCGGCGAGGGGCCAGAGCUUCUUCACUCGCGCUUCUCCGGCGAUCGCUCGCUCGCUUGCUUUGUGGGCUCUUCCGCGGCGCGCUCCGACCACGCUUCCGCCUCGUUCUCCUCAGCGACUCUCCUCCGGCGCGAUGAUGAACGGUUUCCGCGACAGCAGGAUCGAUGAGGGCACCUUCCUCUUCACCUCAGAGUCGGUGGGGGAGGGGCACCCAGAUAAGAUCUGUGACCAAAUUAGUGAUGCUGUCCUUGAUGCACAUCUUAAACAAGAUCCGGAUGCCAAAGUAGCAUGUGAAACUGCUGCAAAGACAGGAAUGAUCCUUCUGGCUGGGGAGAUCACGUCUAGAGCUGCGGUUGACUAUCAGAAAAUUGUUCGUGAAACAAUAAAGCACAUUGGCUAUGAUGAUUCCUCAAAAGGUUUUGACUACAAGACAUGCAAUGUAUUGGUUGCCCUGGAGCAGCAGUCCCCUGAUAUUGCUCAGGGAGUUCAUCUUGACAGAAAGGAAGAAGACAUUGGUGCUGGGGAUCAGGGCUUGAUGUUUGGCUAUGCUACGGAUGAGACGGAAGAGUGCAUGCCCCUGACUCUUCUCCUUGCACACCAGCUGAACGCCAAACUGGCAGAGCUUCGUCGUAACCAUACCUUGCCCUGGCUACGACCAGAUUCUAAAACUCAGGUGACUGUGCAGUACAGACAAGACCGUGGUGCAGUCAUCCCUAUUAGAGUCCAUACAAUUGUUAUUUCUGUUCAACAUGAUGAUAAAAUUGGGCUGGAUGAGAUGAGGGAUGCCCUGAAAGAGAAAGUGGUCAGAACUGUUGUACCUGCAAAAUACCUGGAUGAUGAUACGGUCUACCACCUGCAGCCUAGUGGCCGUUUUGUAAUUGGUGGCCCCCAGGGAGAUGCUGGCUUGACUGGCCGGAAGAUCAUUGUUGAUACCUAUGGUGGCUGGGGAGCUCACGGAGGUGGUGCUUUCUCUGGUAAAGACUACACAAAAGUUGACCGUUCAGCAUCUUACGCUGCUCGCUGGGUUGCAAAAUCCCUUGUGAAGUCUGGUCUCUGUCGGAGAGUGCUGGUUCAGGUCUCCUAUGCCAUUGGAGUGGCCCACCCACUGUCAGUCUCCAUUUUUCAUUACGGCACCUCCCAAAAGACUGAGCAUGAGCUGCUAGACAUUGUGAAGAAGAACUUUGACCUCCGCCCAGGGGUUAUUGUCAGGGAUCUGGAUCUGAAGAGGCCUAUUUAUCAGAAGACUGCAGCCUAUGGCCACUUUGGUAGGGACAACUUCCCAUGGGAAGUGCCCAAAAAGCUUAAAUACUGAAUAUGUUGGGCUUCUUUCCCCAGACCUGUUGGUGUACAUUACAGAGAAACCUCCAGGCUUUUCUGUGGGAAAGAGCACCAUUCCCUAAACUGGUCCUGUCCUCUGCUCUUAAUUUGGCACAUUCUGUCCAUUGCCAUGAAUAUUAGUCCUCCGGGGACCGCAAUUGCACUGUGCUUUCUCCUCUUCCUGGUGUGCUUGACGUAUGUGUAGAGCCAGUUGAGCAUAGGCGCUAUAUGUAAAGCAGAAGAACAGGCUGUAGUCAAAACAGUGCUUCAGUCUAAUCCUUUGUAUUGCCCAAAGGCUAAUGAGAAUUUCCUUUCAACAAUGAGCAAGAUGCCUCCCUCCUAAUGUGCACUGCGUGGUUUCACAUAGUCCCUGUCCAGAUAUCUAGAGCAGGAUGGUGCAAUGAUUGGACCCCCCCCCCCCGAUCUCUUGUGAGUGAGUCAUCGCCGCCUUAGCAGAUGGCCCUGCAUGCUCCGCAAGUUCCAUUUUGGAACUCUUGUGUGGUUUUUAAUUGAGGCAAUUUUGGUCCCACAACUCAUGGUAUUAUUCUCUUAAAAUCAGUCAGCACCAUACCUUAAUCAUUUUCUGCUCUUAUCUUCUUGGGGGAUGUACGUAAUAAAGGUUUUUUUUAAAAAAAAAAUCCUAUGCACAGUUUUAGCACUAGCCAAACCUCACCAUCUUUUAUUAAGCGGGCCCUUGGCCAGCCUUGUGAUGUACUGCAGAGAAGUCACAGGGUUGUACCUGAGGUCUGUAGGCUGCAUACUUUUGGCACCUGGAAUUUUUUUCUUUAGAAGAGCCAAGAAUUUCAUGUUGCACAAAACUCCCAGGGUUUAUUUUCAAAGCCAGGUCCAAACUGCAUUCUGAAGUACUGGCGUAGCUACAGAGAAGCCAGGUCCCUUCAGAGUGUAAGUGCAUUUGGAAAGGACGUGGGGGAAAACCCUACAUACUUGAAAUUUUUUUAUACUUGCUUAUUUAUUGUGUUUGGGAUAGGGUGUGAGUACAGAGAAGCCCUGGUCUCAAAUGGCAGCUUUUUAACUUUAUUUUGACACCAUAAAUUCCUUGACAGUACCCAGCAUUCCCUGAUAGGCCAAGGUGUCCUACAGAAAAGCCUUGGGUCACAACCUGCAGGGGGUCUGGCUUGUGUAAAACAGGGGAGGGCAGUGCUCAGGAUAACUGGCCUUGGGAGAGGCUGACUUGGCUGGUGUUGUACAGAGAAACCAGCUUGUUUACCUGCCCAUUCCAUGGCAAGUGUCCUAAGCAGGAAGUGCCUUUUGCGUUCCAAUUUUUUUUCUGGGCGUUUAUUACGUAUGUCUGGUUCAAUUCCAAGUUGAUUUUAAAGUUCUUAAUAAAGUGCUAGGUUCUAUCUUA